Messenger RNA from Populus euphratica (Euphrates poplar), 1521 nucleotides. The record is from the annotation of a RefSeq genome assembly. Lineage: Eukaryota; Viridiplantae; Streptophyta; Magnoliopsida; Malpighiales; Salicaceae.
AUAGAGAAAUCUCAAAGAAAUUUAGAAAUAGAUAGAUCUCGAAAAAAUGACUUCCUAUACCCACUUAUCUUUCGGGAGUAUAUUUAUACAUUUGCUCAUGAUCGUGACUUAAAUAGAUCUAUUUUGUUAGAAAAUGUAGGUUAUGACAAUAAAUAUAGUUUACUAAUCGUAAAACGUUUAAUUACUCGAAUGUAUCAACAGAAUCAUUUGAUUAUUUCUGCUAAUGAUUCUAACCAAAAUACAUUUUUUAGGUAUAACAAAAAUUUGUAUUUUCAAAUGAUAUCGGAGGGGUUUGCAGUUAUUGUGGAAAUUCCAUUUUCCUUACGAUUAGUAUCCUCUUUAGAAAGAUCAGAAAUAGUAAAAUCUCAUAAUUUACGAUCAAUUCAUUCAAUAUUUCCUUUUUUAGAGGGCAAAUUCCCACAUUUAAAUUAUCUGUCAGAGGGACUAAUACCGUACCCCAUCCAUCUAGAAAAAUUGGUUCAAAUCCUUCGCUAUUGGGUGAAAGAUCCCUCCUCUUUGCAUUUAUUACGACUCUUUCUUCACGAGUAUUGGAAUUUGAACAGUCUUAUAAAGAAAUCUAUUUCCUUUUUUGUAAAAAAGAAUCAAAGAUUCUUCUUGUUCUUAUAUAAUUCUCAUGUAUAUGAAUACGAGUCCGUUUUCUUUUUUCUUUGUAAGCAAUCCUUUCAUUUCCGAUUAACAUUUUAUCAGGUCUUUCUUGAGCGAAUAUAUUUCUAUGGAAAAAUAGAACAUUUUGUAGAAGUCUUUACUAAGGAUUGGGGGGACAGCCUAUGCUUGCUCAAGGAUCCUUUCAUACAUUAUAUUAGAUAUCAAGGAAAAUCCAUUUUUGUCUCAAAGGAUACGCCUCUUCUGAUGAAAAAAUGGAAAUAUUACCUUGUCAAUUUAUGUCAAUGUCAUUUUGAUGUGUGCUUUCAACCCCAAAAGAUCCAUAUAAACCCAUUUUCAUUAUACAAGCAUUCUUUCGCCUUAUUAGGUUAUCUUUCAAGUUCAAGUGUACGACUAAACCUUUCAGUGGUACGGAGUCAAAUGCUAGAAAAUGCAUUUCUAAUGGAUAAUAUUAUGAAUAAACUCGAUACAACAGUUUCAAUUAUUCCUUUGAUUGGAUCAUUAGCAAAAAUGAAAUUUUGUAACGCAGUAGGACAUCCCAUUAGUAAACCGACCUGGGCCGAUUUUUCGGAUUCUGAUAUUAUCGACCGAUUUGUCCGUAUAUGCAGAAAUCUUUCUCAUUAUUAUAGCGGAUCCUCAAGAAAAAAGAGUUUGUAUCGAAUAAAAUAUAUACUUCGACUUUCUUGUGUUAAAACGUUGGCUCGUAAACACAAAAGUACUGUACGCAUUUUUUUGAAAAGAUUAGGUUCAGAAUUAUUGGAAGAGUUUUUUACGGAGGAAGAGCAAAUUCUUUUUUUGAUCUUUCCAAGAGCUUCUUCUAUUUCCCAAAAGUUAUAUAGGGGGCGGGUUUGGUAUUUGGAUAUUAUUUGUAUCAACGAGCUGUCCAAUCAUGAAUAA